Molecule: messenger RNA, 1811 nt
Organism: Benincasa hispida (wax gourd)
Lineage: Eukaryota; Viridiplantae; Streptophyta; Magnoliopsida; Cucurbitales; Cucurbitaceae
Product: trimethylguanosine synthase (DUF707)
Source: RefSeq, a predicted model, not a curated record
UUUAAAAAACAAAAAAUAAAUAUACAGCUAAAAUGUCCAAAUUUGAAACAUAGUUUUUAGAGAAACGAAGGACACGCGGCAUGCAGGUAAGCGGGAGCCAUCAAAGAAACGCUGCUUAGCGUUACGAUUUCUCUAAUGAAAAUUCAAAAUCAAAGCUAAUUUUUUCACUCUAAUCAAAUCAAUCCAACACUAAAAACUGCUGAAUCCUCACUGACUCGCCCCCAGAUUCUCCUUCUCUCCAAUUCUUUUCGCCGAUUUUCUUUCCCGGGCUUCAACUUUGUGUGGAUUGGACUUUCACUGUCUUGGAAAAUCGUUUUUGCAUUAACAAGUCGCUUAAAGAAUUGAUUAUUAUUAGAGAGAUUGAAACUUUUAAGUUGGUAUACAACUUGAGAUUUCAUUACAACUAUGGGAAGCGCCCACCGUGGAGGAACUAGAAAAGCAAAUGACAGUACAAGGAUUCUACUCACAACGUUAGUGGGAGUGGUCUUUGGAUUUUUUCUGGGUGCUUCAUUUCCUACAGUGUCUCUAACCAAGAUUAACUUACCUUCAAGCCUUAUAUCAUCUCUUGAUGUAGCCAUUGAUGUGGAAAGAUCCCCUAGAACCAGGAUAACUGAGACUCAUGGAUCACCCAAAACUCCUAAGAUAUAUGUGCCAACAAAUCCUCGUGGUGCAGAGUCAUUACCUCCCGGAAUUGUUGCUUCAGGAUCUGAUUUUUAUUUACGGAGAUUAUGGGGUGAACCCAGUGAGGAUCUAAUUAAAAAACCCAAGUACUUGAUUACAUUCACUGUGGGCUUUGAUCAGAGAAAAAAUAUUGAUGCAGCAGUGAAAAAGUUCUCUGAUGAUUUUACAAUUUUGCUUUUUCACUAUGAUGGUCGGACUACCGAGUGGGAUCAGUUUGAGUGGUCAAGGAGUGCAAUCCAUAUCAGUGUCAAGAAGCAAACAAAAUGGUGGUAUGCAAAAAGGUUCUUGCACCCUGAUGUUGUAGCUGCAUAUGAUUAUAUUUUUAUCUGGGAUGAAGACCUUGGAGUUGAUCAUUUCAAUGCAGAGAAGUAUAUUGAGUUAGUGAAAAAACAUGGUUUGGAAAUCUCCCAACCUGGACUUGAGCCUAAUAAUGGACUGACAUGGGAAAUGACAAAGAGGAGAGGGGACAGAGAGGUUCAUAAGGAUACGGAAGAGAAACCGGGCUGGUGUAGUGACCCUCAGUUGCCUCCAUGUGCUGCGUUUGUAGAAAUUAUGGCUCCUGUAUUUUCACGUGAAGCUUGGCGAUGUGUUUGGCAUUUGAUUCAGAAUGAUUUGGUACAUGGAUGGGGGUUAGACUUCGCUCUCAGAAGAUGUGUAGAGCCUGCGCAUGAGAAAAUUGGCGUAGUUGAUUCACAGUGGAUUGUUCAUCAAGUAAUUCCUUCUCUUGGGAGUCAGGGAAAAUCUGAAAACGGGAAGGCUCCAUGGGAAGGGGUGAGAGCAAGGUGCAGAACUGAAUGGGCUGAGUUUCAAUCUCGGCUUGCAAAUGCUGACAAAGCAUAUCUAUCUCAGAUUAGUAAGGCGAAGGCGAAACGUUUAUAGAAGAGAGCAGCCUUGUGAAAUUGUCACAGUUGUUAUUAUGUACAUGUCCUCUUCUAACCUUGAGGACUUCUUUGAUGGUGUCCUUGAGCGAAAUAUUUCUCUGAUACAUUUGUUGUAGGAUUUUUAUUUUGUUCACUGAUAGAGAAAUAAUUCAUAUAAAAGCAAUACACAGCAACAGUCGUUUUCCCGGUUUCGCUCUUUGUAGUGUGUUUAUGUUGGAUUGACGGGCAAUAUAACAAAAGUAGUUUUCA